AUGCGGAAAACAUCGACUGGAACGGCUUCUUCUCGUGGGACAUCAAAGAAUGUUACAGCAUCAUCAGUUAGAGACGCUAUCGCUCAAGCAAGAUCGAAGAAAACUAAUAAUAAAGAUGUUCAGCUAGAAGAGCAGAGUGAAGUUGGACCAAAAAGUUUGAAUGUCAUCGUUAAGCAAGCCAAAUCUUCUGGACGUCUCAAUAUAUCCCAUCGGUCAUUAACGGAAAUUCCAGAGGAAGUGUGGAGAAUGUAUGAAGUUGAUUCAAAGAGUAUUAGCAUCGACUUUGGUGGAAGUGCCUCCGAUGUUUGGUAUGAACAAGUAAACCUUAUUCGUUUAGUCGCCGCCGACAAUUUUAUCAAAGAAAUCGAUAAGAGAAUAAUUGAAUUUGAUGCAUUGGCUUUCAUCGAUCUUCAUAAUAAUCAUUUAACAUCUCUUCCUGGUGAAUUUGGCGAAUUAAAAAAUCUAGCGAUACUUAAUUUAUCAACUAAUAAAUUUAAUGAACUUCCAACCUGUUUGACUUCUCUUAAAUCUUUGGUAGAAUUACAGUUGGCAUCAAAUAAUCUUUCAGGUGUAUUAGACCCAACCUUUGGUAAUUUAUCUAAAUUGGAAAUUCUUGAUAUUUCACAAAACGAAAUUACUGGAUUACCACAAGAGAUUUCAAAUUUAAAAAACUUGAGAAAACUUUUUCUUGCAAAAAAUAAAUUAAGAGAACUUCCUGGUGUAGCAUUAACAAGAAUGACAUACUUGGAGGAAUUAGAAGCUAGCGAGAAUCUACUAGAGAUAGUUUUCAAAGAUUUAAAUGGGCAAGAGAUUAAUCUACAAUCUUUAAAAAGAUUGGACGUUCGUCAAAACAAAUUAAAAGCUUUAGAUGAAUCACAUGAUGCAACCAUUUUUCAUCCAUCAGUUAAAUUACCAAAACUUAAAGAAUUACUUAUCUCACUAAAUCAAAUUAAAUCCUUGGGUCCUCUAUUACAUACGACAUCAAAUCUUGAAAUUUUGGAUAUUGGAGAUAACAAAUUGUCAGAAAUUCCUGAAGGAUUAAUUGCACUGAAAUAUCUCAAAAGACUGGAUAUAAGUAAUAAUGAACUAAAACAUUUACCUGCCGAACUGGGCUUAUUAAGUACUUUGGAUGUCUUGGUAUGGGAAGGAAAUCCUUUGAGAAAUGCUCCAAAAGGACCCAAAUCCACAGCAAAUUUAUUAAAAACGUUAAAAGAUAGACUUAUUACCGUUGAUCUUGAUAGUAUUGAAGGACCUACAAUCCCUGAAAGAACAAUGUCAGGUCAACAUCCUGGACGCGUAGGAGGUCGAAGAUCUUCUAGCAGUGCAGGGUUAAAGACUUCAGGAGCUUUAGGGACAAUUACUCAACAAGGAGUAGCAUCAAAAUCUUUAGACCUCUCAAAGAAAAAUUUAUCAAACAUAGAUCAGGUGGAUUUGGAAGAACUUACGUUCGAACCAACAAUGGUUAUAUUAGGAUUUAACACAUUUCAAGCAAUUCCAAUCGGAUUUCAAAUUUUUCAAAAUACCAUUACAACAUUUAAAUUGGAUCAUAAUAAAUUCACUUCCUUCCCAACAUUUGACGAUCCUUCUAUAGUAUUUCCAAACGUUGACACGUUGGAUUUAUCAGCGAAUCAAAUUACUCGUUUACCUGGUGAAUCCGAUCAUACGGCAUUUCCAAAUUUACAAGUUUUUAAUGUAAAUCAAAAUCGUAUCGCUGAAUUGCCAACCAAAUUGCCUUUCCCUAAACUUACAACAUUUCUUGCUACUUCGAAUAAUUUAACUUCAAUCGUUACUUCAACCUUUGAAGGAAUGGAAGUUGUGGAUGUAUCAAAUAAUAAUAUUGGACAUUUACCUCCGGAAUUAGGUAAUAUUCAAACCAUUAAAACUUUAUUAGUUGGAGGCAAUUCUUUCAGAGUACCUAGAUAUACAAUUGUUCAAAAAGGUACCGAAGCUGUAAUGGAAUAUUUACGUGGAAGAAUUCCCAGAUCUUAG
Molecule: messenger RNA, 1989 nt
Organism: Funneliformis mosseae
Lineage: Eukaryota; Fungi; Glomeromycota; Glomeromycetes; Glomerales; Glomeraceae
Source: the annotation of a GenBank genome assembly